This is a messenger RNA of Colletotrichum navitas, 797 nucleotides long. RefSeq lists its product as uncharacterized. The transcript has a single exon. Bases 186 to 761 code for a protein of 191 amino acids. NCBI's taxonomy places the organism in Eukaryota, Fungi, Ascomycota, Sordariomycetes, Glomerellales, Glomerellaceae. The record is from RefSeq and is a predicted model, not a curated record.
UUUUUUUUUUUUUUUUUUUUUGACAUUGCUCCAACAUGGAGAUGUCUCCCACGACACGCAAGCAGUUGGCCACAGAUAAUCGAUGAGCGGCCUGGGGUAAUGGAAAGUCGGCCCCAGCAUUCCUUGCCCGCCUAACUGCCUACCAGACUGCAGCACCUUGCCAGUGAACAUGCCUCGCUAGGUCAAUGGCUAUGGAACCGACUUGUCAAAAAUAUGCUCGUCUCAGAAGUAAAGUUGAGGGUAUCCCUUGUAUGACCGCGACCGUUUUCCCAAGCGCGAUUAUCCUUGCUUUGGGUUCUCGCCUCUCCGAGAAGCCGCGUGUCCGCCUGUCUCUCCAUAACCCGACGAGGUCGGCGGCGGGAUUGUUAACUGGCAUGGGGGUUGUGCGUGCGCCGUGCGCAUGGGUGAGUACGAUCAUCUCCCCCCCAGGAUCAUACGCGUUUGCCUUCGCUGGCGUCCAUCUAGAGCGCGCGUCUAGGGAAGGCUUGUUUCUUCCAUCAAUCACGUUCGCGCGCGGCGAGCGGAUCCCCUCCUCUUCGCUCGACGGCCCUAUUUUUCUUUUCUUUUCUAUUCGGCGCGAUCUCAUUCCCCGGGGGUUGGACAAACGGGGGCACUUGUGGGACUUUGUGACUUUUGGAGUUCAUUUCGCAGACCCGGUCUUGCGUCCCCGGACUGCGGCAUCGACUCUGGGGUCCGGGGGUAGUGAGGCGGGGAGAGAGAGAGAGUUGCGGGGGUUACGAUGCCAGGAGGCGCUGGGAUAGUUCCAGAUGUGGAUUCAGUGAAGAUUUUGAGACACG